AUCAACUGCAACGGCUUUACCCUCAGUGACCAAAGAGGACUGCAGGCUGUUGGAGUGGGAAUCUUCCCCAACCUCUGCCAGGUCAACCAUGACUGCUGGCCCAACUGUACUGUCAUCUUCAACAAUGGCAAUCAUGAGGCUGUAAGAUCAAUGUUCCACACACAGAUGAGGAUCGAGCUGCGGGCACUAAGCAAGAUUUCCCCAGGGGAUGAGCUGUCUGUUUCCUAUGUGGAUUUCCUCAACGUGAGCGAGGAGCGGCGGAAGCAGCUCAAGAAGCAGUAUUACUUCGACUGCGCCUGCGAGCACUGCAAGAAGCAGAUCAAGGAUGACUUGAUGCUGGCGGUGAAGCAGGGGGAAAGCAAGCCCUCUGCAGAGAUGGUGAAGGAGGUGAUCCAGUUCUCCAAGGACACGCUGGAGAAGAUCAACAAGGCGCGCAUGGAGGGACUGUACCACGAGGUUGUGAAGAUGUGCCGUGAGUGCCUGAAGAAACAGGAGCCUGUGCUGGGGGACACGAACAUCUACCUCCUGAGGAUCCUCAGCAUUGCCUCCGAGGUGCUCUCCUACCUCCAGAUGUUUGAGGAAGCAGCUGACUAUGCCAAGAAGAUGGUGGAUGGCUACAUGAAGAUAUACCAUCCCAACAACGCACAGCUGGGGAUGGCUGUGAUGCGGGCAGGAGUCACUCACUGGCAUGCUGGCCUCAUUGAGGCUGGGCAUGGCUUGAUCUGUAAAGCCUAUGCCAUUCUCCUGAUAACCCAUGGACCUUCCCACCCAAUUACCAAAGACCUGGAGGUCAUGCGUGUCCAGACGGAGAUGGAGCUGCGCAUGUUCCAGCAGAACGAGUUCAUGUACUACAAGAUGAGGGAAGCUGCCCUCAAAAACCAAAAGAUUCAAGUCAUGCCUGAACCCAGCAAUGAGACCUCACCAGGCCUCUUCCACAAGAAGGAAUAAACCCCGAGCUUGACACAGAUUCAUUCCUGUGGCGUAACAUCACCUGUGGCACCUCCGCUCAUUGGGAAUGUGAUAUGUGAUAUAUCCAUAAGGAUCAUUCCCAGUGGCACUAAUCUGACAGCAUGGGCUGCUGGGGGAGAGUCCUGAAACGUGUUCUGAAGGCUCAAAGCAGAAGAGGUCUUGACAGAAACAACAUCGUUUUUUUACCACUAGCAUUAAAAACCAAAGCAAACCCGCCUGUUAUAGAAUUAUUUACAUUCUUAUUGGAGGCCUGUUUCUCUCUGCACAACUCCUG
This is a messenger RNA of Nestor notabilis (Kea), 1243 nucleotides long. It is a transcript of the gene SMYD1, whose product is annotated as SET and MYND domain containing 1. Gene Ontology annotation, molecular function: protein binding. Lineage: Eukaryota; Metazoa; Chordata; Aves; Psittaciformes; Psittacidae. The record is from RefSeq and is a predicted model, not a curated record. Gene Ontology annotation, cellular component: nucleus. The annotation marks the transcript as partial. The transcript is spliced from 7 exons.